Messenger RNA from Melanaphis sacchari, 850 nucleotides. Its product is annotated as UPF0235 protein C15orf40 homolog. The record is from RefSeq and is a predicted model, not a curated record. Gene Ontology annotation, cellular component: cytoplasm. The coding region runs from base 40 to 450 and encodes 136 amino acids. The transcript is spliced from 4 exons. NCBI's taxonomy places the organism in Eukaryota, Metazoa, Arthropoda, Insecta, Hemiptera, Aphididae.
UAAUAUUUAUAGUUUUAUAAAAUUAUUUAGACCAUAUAAAUGAGACUUUUUAAUGCUACUUUAAAUUUUUCAAAAAUAAUAAAAAAUAUGCCAAAAAAAAAUACAAAACAAGUUCAAGGAAAAUUAGAGGCUAUUCAGACUGGACCUAUAACUGUCGAUAAAUCGGGAGGAAUUGUUAUAAAAAUAAAUGCCAAACCUGGUGCUAAAAAUAAUAACAUAACAGAUAUAUGUUCUGAUGGCGUUGGUGUUCAGAUAAAUGCUCCUCCAACUGAUGGUGAAGCUAAUGCAGAAUUAAUAAAAUAUCUUUCAAAAGUAUUAGGUUUAAGAAAAAGUGAUUUAAGUUUAGAUCGAGGUUCAAGAUCAAGAAAUAAAAUUUUAAUAGUACAAACUUCAUUAGGCGUAGAAGGCAUCACCGAAAAAAUUAACCAAGAAAUUAAAGAAAAUCAUUAACAGAAUAUAAUUAACUUAAAAUGGAUUUAAAAAUAACUAUAAAAUAUAAUUGUAAAAAGACACUGUUAGUAUACUUAUAUAUCAAUUAAUCAUUAAUACAAUUAUAUGUAACAUCUAUAUUGAAUGUGUAAUGGACCAAGUAAUAUUUAUGGCUAAUACAUAUUUAUGUAUAUUGCAUCAAUUGGACUGACCUCAUAAUUGAUAUUUUAGAACUUUUGUAUGGGAUACAAAAAUUAUUAGUUAUAUUGAAACUUACCACAGAUAAUAUAUAAAAUGUGUUGUAGACUAAAUUGGAUGCAAAUGUACCUCUAUAUAAUUAACUGUCUAUACAAUAUUUCAUUUCAGUCAUUUCACUAACUAUACUGCCAAUCAAUAAAUUACCUAAAAAAUCAAAUAUUUC